This is a messenger RNA of Manihot esculenta (cassava), 1265 nucleotides long. Its product is annotated as histone deacetylase HDT1. Bases 187 to 1086 code for a protein of 299 amino acids. The transcript is spliced from 10 exons. Lineage: Eukaryota; Viridiplantae; Streptophyta; Magnoliopsida; Malpighiales; Euphorbiaceae. The record is from RefSeq and is a predicted model, not a curated record.
ACAGGCCACGGUUCACGCGCAGUCUUCACUCGAAAACCCUAGCUGCUGCCAAGCUCUGCUCACGAAAACCCUUAUAAAUCAAUACCUGCAAAACACUCUCUUGUUCCGCCUCUUUCACUAUCACGUUUCUGUCUCAAUACUUCUUUAAAUCCCUACCUUUGUUUCUAUUUCCCUCUAUUUUCCUCCAUGGAAUUCUGGGGUAUUGAGGUCAAGGCUGGGGAGCCUGUCAAAGUAACACCUGAUCCUGAAACCAUCAUACAUCUCUCUCAGGCAGCUCUAGGAGAGUCGAAGAAAGGAAAUGAAUCAGUGCCCCUUUUUCUAAAGAUUGAUGAUAAGAAAAUUGUAUUGGGAACUCUUUCUCCUGAAAACAUCCCUCAGUUGCCUUUUGAUUUGGUUUUUGAAAGAGAGGUUGAGCUAUCUCACAACUGGAAAAGUGGGAGUGUCUACUUCUGUGGUUAUAAAAGUCAAUUGCCAGAAGAAGAUGUUUUUUCUGAGGAAGAUUCAGAAGAUGAAGAGCCAUUCCCAUUGAUGAAUGCAGACAAUGGAAAUGUUCAGCCUGUGGUUGAGAAUACCAAGCCUGCCAAGGCAAAGGCUAAUGUUUCAAAGCCUGAUUCUUCUGUGAAACAAAAGGCUAAGCCAGUAGAUCCAAAGAAGGAAAUCAAAGCUGAGGAUGAAUCUGAUGAUGAUGAGUCUGAUGAGCAAGAUUCUUCUGAUGAAGAAGGUGAUUCUGAUGAGGAAAUGUCUGAAGAUUCAGAGGAAGAAGGUGAUUCUGAGAGUGAAGAUGAGGAGACUCCGAAGAAGGCUGAGAAAGGCAAGAAGAGACCCAAUGAGUCUGCAACAAAGACCCCUGUGCCCUCAAAGAAGAUAAAGUCAGUUACUCCUCAGAAGACAGAUGGUAAGAAGGGAGGGCAUACUGCAACUCCUCAUCCAGCCAAGGGUGGUGGAAAAGCUGCUGCAAACGGCAGCAAUACUAAAGCACAGACCCCAAAAUCUGGUGGCCAGUUCGCUUGCAAAUCCUGUGAAAGGUCAUUCGCCUCAGAUGUUGCUCUGCAGUCUCACUCAAAGGCCAAGCAUGGUGGAAAGUAAAUACAGUUAAUUUUUUUUUUCAUGAGAGAACCAAGUUAGAAGAUUUUGUUAGGCAUGCCUUAGGAAGGGAGAGGUUUGUGAUAGUAAAGCUUGUUUUGCAAAUACUGGUAAUGGUUCUAAAAUUGGGUGGGUGUGUGCUCAUUUUGAAUUCUGUUUUAAUUUAUUGUUUCUCAUGAUCA